AUGGAAUCCCAUAAUUCUAAAUCCUCAUUGUCUGAAAAAAGGGAAGAUAACAUUGAGGAGUUAAAGAAUAAAAACGCAGGUAAAAAUGUUUUUGAAACAUUGCUAAACCUUUUUUUAGAGGAAAAGGAAAGUAACAAAAUAAAAUAUGAAGAUUUGUCUAAUCAUAUUGAUAAAUUAAAGGUAUAUUUUGAUGAAAAAAUUAACUUUCUUAAAGAUAACACUCAUGAAAAUUUGGAAGAGUUAAAAUAUUACUUAGAUCAGUUAAAUAAAAACAAUAAAGAUAAUGCAGAAAAAACUAGUACAUACAAAGACGAUUUUGAUACAAUAAGGAAUGAAAUAUUACAUUUAAAAAAACAAAAAGAGGAUGAUAUAGACCUUAUGAAAUCCAGUAUUCAAGCAUACUCCACCAAAAUAAAAAAUAUGAUAAGUAUUAUGAACAAAAAUAUUGAAAGCAUAAAGGAAGAACUUACGAAUUUUCAAGAAAAUAUUAAAAUUGAAAGCAAAAAAAAAUAUAUUGAAAUUCUAGAAUUAAUAAACAAUGAAAAUGAAACCAUAAACAAAAAAAUUAAGCAAUCACAUGACGAGCUAAAUAAUGAUAUAGAAGAUAUUAAAAAAUACAUCCGAGGGGUUAAAGACAGCCUAGAAAAUGAAAUAAAGGAUAUAAAAUCCGUAAUUAGCACAAAUAAAAUAUCGAUAGAUGACAAAAUCAAUUCAAUAACUAUAAAUCAAAAGAAACUCAUGAAUGAUUUCUACCCUACUGAAAAAAGUUAG
This is a messenger RNA of Plasmodium yoelii, 771 nucleotides long. Its product is annotated as conserved Plasmodium protein, unknown function. Lineage: Eukaryota; Apicomplexa; Aconoidasida; Haemosporida; Plasmodiidae. The record is from RefSeq and is a predicted model, not a curated record. The transcript has 4 exons. Bases 1 to 771 code for a protein of 256 amino acids.